AUGGAUACCUCAAUUUCAUAUUUAAAGAAUUUAUUCCAUUACAAAUUCCCGAAAGAUUUAUUAGAAUCUGAUCCAACAACCGAAUUGUUAGUUAUAAGCAUUCCCAAACCCCACCACCACAAACACAACCAUCAUCACCAUCAUCACCAACAUCAACAACCGGUUACCGAAACCCUAGAAUUCACUCCACAGAAACCAACUGGCAUCGGAGGAAUUGGGUUUGGCGGCACAAUUAACAUCGAUUUCUGUGCUUCCUGCUCUUACAGGGGGACAGCAGUAACCAUGAAGAAAAUGUUGGAGACAGCUUUUCCUGGAAUUGAUGUGAUCCUCGCAAAUUAUCCUCCACCCCUGCCAAAGCGUUUGCUAGCUAAAGUGGUGCCGCUUGUUCAGAUAGGAGUUAUUGGGAUCAUAGUUGCAGGUGAACAUAUUUUUCCCAUGCUGGGGUUCAUGACACCACCUCCUUGGUACUAUUCUUUGCGUGCAAAUAGGUUUGGGUCCAUGGCAUCUACUUGGCUUCUUGGCAAUGUCUUGCAGUCUUUCCUGCAAAGCUCUGGGGCAUUCGAAGUCUUCCUCAAUGGGGAUUUGGUCUUCUCUAAACUGAAGGAGGGCAGGUUUCCGGGUGAAAUUGAGUUAAAAGAUCUAAUUGGCCGAACGUUGGCAAAAUCAAGAGUCAUGGACAGCCUUUGAAACACCUGUGCACCCAAAUUUCACCUGCCAGAAGUGGAUGGUUCGAAGCAGAAGGCAUUGAAGGAGCUUGUUCCUGGUUGCUAUGUCUGUGAUAGCACAAACUUAAGCAAGUAGGUCUCAUAGAUUGUAUGAAAUUUGAAAACCUACUGCAUUUCCGUGGAAAACAGUCUAUAGAGCAUCUUUUCUUUCUAUCCUCACAAGGCUUACGGUCACUAACUUCCCCUGCCUUGAAAUAAUAAGGCAAUGGUGGACCUACUUACUCUUUUCGAUCUUUUACUUUGUUUUGUGUUUCCUGUUAUCAGCAAAGAAAAAGUUUGGUUAAAAA
Carica papaya (papaya) is the source of this 1012-nucleotide messenger RNA. The record is from RefSeq and is a predicted model, not a curated record. NCBI's taxonomy places the organism in Eukaryota, Viridiplantae, Streptophyta, Magnoliopsida, Brassicales, Caricaceae.